Molecule: messenger RNA, 4044 nt
Organism: Gracilinanus agilis (Agile Gracile Mouse Opossum)
Lineage: Eukaryota; Metazoa; Chordata; Mammalia; Didelphimorphia; Didelphidae
Gene: SPART
Product: spartin
Exons: 9
Coding region: 169-2133 (654 amino acids)
Biological process (GO): negative regulation of BMP signaling pathway; cell division
Cellular component (GO): plasma membrane
Source: RefSeq, a predicted model, not a curated record
AUUUGGCUCCGUAAUUUGGAUUCGAGUCACGUGCUCGUUCUUCUAGGUCUUCACCCUUGCUCCGAAUAGCUUGGGGUGAGGGCUUCAGCCAUCGUUGAGGGGUGAAGGGUUUGGAAAAAGUUAAGGCAAGAAGACGGGGCGGUGAACGUGUGGGAAAUCUCGCCGGUAAUGGAACGAGAGCAAGAACCAUACAGUGAAGAACCUGCAAAUAUUAAAAUCAUAAAAGAAACAUAUAAGCAGGCUUUCAUAUUUGUUAAUAAAGGACUGAAUGCAGAUGAAUUGGGGCAAAAGGAAGAAGCAAAGAAUUAUUACAGUCAAGGAAGAAAACACCUGCUUCAAGGAGUCAGCAUUUCAUCAUCUGGGCCAGAAUGCACAGGUUCUGAGUGGGAAUCUGCUAGACAGAUGCAACAAAAGAUGAAAGAAACAUUGCAAAAUGUCGAUACCAGGCUGGGAAUCCUGGAGCAAAAUCCUUCCCCUUCUAUUCUGAGUAGUCCUUCAGAAGAAUCCAAAUUACAUUCUGUGUUGACCACUAAUGGAAAACCAGAAAGGCCUUCUCUGCCUCCAUCUUUGUCUUUAUCAUCUGAACAAACAGCAAUUGAGAACACUCCCUCCACAAGCAGAAGGCAGGAUUCUAUGGUUAUUCCUGUAUCUUUGGGAGCCCCUCCUGCUUAUACACCCUGUGCUAGAGAUGGGCACUAUACUCUGUCUUAUGGAACAGAAUCUGGGGAAUUUUCUUCUGUUGGUGAAGAAUAUUAUACGAUUUCUACUCGGCCUCCUCCUCUUGAAACUCUAGGAGUAGAUGUAGAAGAGUUAAUUUUAAUACCCAGUGGAGUACAGAUUUUCUUUGUAACUCCAGCAGGGGAAGUUAGUGCACCUUCAUAUCCUGGAUAUCUUAGAAUUGUGAAGUUUUUGGACACUGCCAAUGAAGCUGCUCAGAAUCGUCCCCAGGGAUUUCUUCAGGUUUGUGAUUGGGUAUAUCCUCUGAUGCCUAAUCAGUCUCCGGUACUAAGCUGCAGUACUGGAGUCUAUAUGUUCCCAGACACAGAAUUACAAAUGUCAGGAUCCUGUGUGGGUGUAGUUUUGUCUUCUGAACUACCAAAAGAAGAUCGAGAGCUCUUUGAGGACCUGUUGAAACAAAUGUCUGACCUUCGAUUUCAGGCCAGCAGCAACAGGGAAAACAGAGAAGAAAUACAAAUCCCUGGUGGAAUGAAAAUACCCUUUGUUCAAAUGAAGGAACAGCCUAGCCAGAAUUUGAGAAAAUUGGACACUUCUGACCAGGGCAUUAAGGAUGGUCACCAGAAAGGAGAAAGUGGGACAAAAGUUUCAGAUAUUUCAAAUGAAGAAAUUAAUCUGAGUCAGGUUGUACCCUUUCAACCAGCUCCUGAAGAAAAUGUGAGCGUGUUACCUGAGUGGAGUGAGAAAGUAUCUCAGAAUAUUUUAUCAGGUGCAUCUUGGCUGAGUUGGGGUUUAGUUAAAGGAGCUGAAUAUACUGGAAAGGCAAUCCAUAAAGGAGCUUCUAAACUUCGAGAGCAUAUUGAACCUGAGGAAAAGCCACUUCAAGUUAGUCCAGCAGUGUCCAAGGGACUUCAUAUAGCAAAGCAGGCCACAGGAGGAGCAGUGAAAGUCAGUCAGUUCCUGGUGGAAGGAGUAUGUUCCAUAGCAAACUGUGUUGGAAAAGGAUUAGCCCCACAUGUCAAGAAACAUGGUAGCAGAUUCGUUCCAGAGUCUCUUAAAAAAGACAAAGAUGGGAAAUCCACUUUGGAUGGUGCCAUGGUUGUAGCAGCAAGUGGUGUUCAAGGUUUUUCUACUGUAUGGCAAGGAUUAGAAUGUGCAGCUAAAUGCAUAGCUACAAAAGUUACUUCAGAAACGGUACAUACAGUUAAACACAAGUAUGGGGCUGAUGCUGGUCAUGCUACAGACAGCGCAAUGAAUUCUGCCAUCAAUGUUGGUGUCACUGCAUUUAAUAUUGACAACAUUGGUAUUAAAGCUAUGGUGACAAGAACAGCAAAACAAACUGGAAAAGCCAUCUUGGAAGAAUAUAAAAUAGUUGACAAAUCAGAGAAGAAAGAUGAAAAAGAAACUAAUAUUAAGAAAAUUGAGAAAAAAGAUGAAUUGAAGAAGAAAGAUAAAUGAUGCAAAUACUAUGGAUUAAUUCUACCAAAGCCUUACCAAAAAUAACUUUAGUCCUUGAGCAAAAGUGGAAUACUUCUCUCUUAUAAGUUAACUUGUAUUGAAAAAGUUUAAUUAUUUCCAAAAAUAUUUUCAUAAAAUCAAAGGUAUGUAUGUCUCCCUCAUAACAAAAGUAAAAAUUGUUUUUGACCUAUAGAAAAAGAUUGUCAAAAAGAUUACAUAAAAUUGUUUUGUUUUAUGUACUUAAAAUAUUUUUCAAUUGUAAUGCUGAGCUUUUUUAAAACUACCUUCAAUCUAUUAUUGAAUUUUGUAACUUUUCUAUUUUAGAAAACAAAGUAGUAAAAUAGAUGUCCCUGCAUGAGUUGGAGUAUAGUAACCUAAUUCAGUGUGUAGUCACAAGGAUUAACCUAAGUCAUUUACCUCCUGAUUAUUUCCUACUUUUUAUUUAUAAGUUUCUCCUCUAUCCUAAAUCUUUUAUCAGUUUUCAGUAGCUAAGCUAAAAUCUAAAGCACCAUAAUAGAAUUAGUAUUUUUUAAAAAUGAAAAUCUCAGGUAGCAUUUUCUAAGACUUUUUUUUUCUGGCAAAGGAAAUAAUUGAUUAUUGAAAGAACCAAGGUUCUAUAAAACUAGUUGUCGGGCCUUCAGGCUAUGUCUUUUGCAGAAACCAGCAAUUGUCUCAUUGGUUGAAAAUGGUUAUAAAAAGAUAUGAAAAAAAAACACUUUAUAUUUUAAAGACAAAUAGUUAAUUAGGAGAACAAGAAAAUUAUUGACAAUUUGAAAUGUUUAUUUACUGAAACUUAUUUUCUGCUCAAUUAACUAUUAACCACUUGGCACUUCUGACACUCCAUUUUAACCUUUUUUCCUUGUUUUCAGGAAAUUUAAUUGUACAACAGCAGAAUUGGGUAAAAUACUACCAGUAUACUGGUUUUAGGCAUUGUUACUACUGAAAUUUAAGUCUCUUAAGUGUCUAAUUAUUUAGAAUACAUGUUAUUAGAAAAUGACAUCUUUAAUACUCAAAAUAAUAUUUAUGCCUAAAUACCUUAGUUUCCAUUAUGUCAGAUUGUAUUUAAUAGUAUCGUGUUAGUAUCCAUUCCCUUUUAAGAUCUUUAGGUAUGAAGAUAUAUAGUUAUAUAGUAUUUGAUAAUUAGCUACUAAUUUUUAAAAGUUGUCACUGGUUUUUGCAACUGCAUUCCAUUAGAAUCUUGAUAGAACCUGUGAUAGAAGUCAAAUAAUUUGAAAUGACUGAUUAUUAAACUUGAAACUAUCCAAAGAUUGUACUUUAUGAAUGAAUAAUAUAUUCUCUGCUUGUAGAUAAAUUAAACAUAUCUUGGCCUCAAACUCAUCAAAAAUGCUUUAUGUAUUUAGAGGGUGAGAAAUGUGUCUAUGAGGUGACAAUUUUGUGUAUGAGCCUUAUAACUACUAUAAUAAAGUGUGAUAGAUAGCAGGUUGUUAAUAUGGAAAUUGAACAAGUGGCAUUUUUUUAUAUCAUUGAAAUGUAAUUAAUUUGAAAAUAAAAUUAGUGACUUUUUUAUAUGUAUGAUUGGAUUAAAGGAAAUGUAGCAUAAUAGCAAAUGUGUGCCCAGUAUGCUUAUAGUUAAAAAAGUUACCAAAGUUAAAAGUUUUUUUCCCCUAUCAUCCCCAUUGUUGUUGUCAGGCACAAACACACGUAUACAUACAUAUGCAUAGAUAUUUUUUUCUUCAGCCUUAUACAUUCAUAACAUGUUUCAAAUGGCCUGAUUGAGUAUAGGUUUCAUUGUGACUUAUAUCUAGUAUUUUAUAAAUUUUAUGGAUUGCUGGUGGCAAUUAUAAUAGCCAUCUUGGGCCUACUUAGAUAAUAACAUUAAUGAUCAACUGACUUAAAAAUGUUAAGCCAAAUAUCGUGGACACAUGAAUGAAUGAAUAAAGCAUUUUCAAA